AUGGCCAUGGCCCGGCGUUCUGCCUCCCAUCUCCUAUCCUCCUUCCGCCCCUUUUCCCUCCUCCUCCAGCCGCACCUCGCUGACUCCCCCUCGCCGGCGGCCGCGGCCGCGGCGGCGUCGGCUCGGCGGGCGAUGUCGGCGGCGUCGGCCCUACGUGCACGGGACGAGAAGGAUGUGGCGCGGUGUCGGGAGUCGAUGGCCCGGAUGCGGAAUAUCGGCAUCUCCGCGCACAUCGACUCCGGGAAGACGACGCUCACAGAGCGGGUCCUCUACUACACCGGCCGGAUCCACGAGAUCCACGAGGUGCGCGGCCGUGACGGCGUCGGCGCUAAGAUGGACUCCAUGGACCUCGAGCGCGAAAAGGGGAUCACCAUUCAGUCUGCUGCCACCUACUGCACCUGGAAGGAUUACCAGAUUAAUAUUAUUGAUACUCCAGGUCACGUGGAUUUCACCAUUGAGGUUGAAAGGGCACUCCGUGUUCUUGAUGGUGCUAUACUUGUGCUAUGUAGUGUUGGUGGUGUACAAAGUCAGUCGAUCACUGUUGAUCGGCAAAUGAGAAGAUAUGAAAUCCCAAGGGUUGCAUUCAUUAACAAGUUGGACCGUAUGGGAGCUGAUCCAUGGAAGGUUCUUAACCAGGCGCGAUCCAAGCUCCGUCAUCACAAUGCAGCUGUACAAGUACCCAUAGGAUUAGAAGAGGAGUUUGAGGGCCUUGUUGACCUUGUAGAAAUGAAGGCUUAUAAGUUCGAUGGUUCUAGUGGCCAGAAUGUAACUGCUUCCGAUGUUCCAUUGAACAUGGAGGAUUUAGUCACUGAGAAGCGUCGUGAACUUAUUGAAGUUGUUUCUGAAGUAGAUGAUCAGCUUGCUGAAGCUUUUCUCAAUGAUGAGCCAAUAACAGCUAAUCAGCUUAAGGCGGCUAUUCGAAGAGCCACGGUGGCACAGAAGUUCAUACCAGUAUACAUGGGAAGUGCAUUCAAAAAUAAGGGUGUUCAACCGCUUCUUGAUGGCGUGCUGGAUUAUCUACCAUGCCCGUUGGAGGUUGAUAACUAUGCCCUUGAUCAAAACAAAUCCGAAGAGAAGGUAUUAUUGGCUGGAACUCCAGCUGAACCACUUGUGGCAUUAGCGUUUAAGCUAGAGGAAGGUCGUUUUGGUCAGCUGACCUAUCUAAGAAUCUAUGAUGGCAUUAUACGGAAGGGUGACUUCAUAUACAAUGUCAAUACAGGGAAGAAAAUCAAAGUUCCUCGCUUGGUAAGGAUGCACUCUAAUGAGAUGGAGGAUAUUCAAGAAGCAUAUGCUGGCCAAAUUGUUGCUGUUUUUGGUGUUGAUUGUGCAUCAGGCGAUACAUUUACAGAUGGAACAGUGAAAUAUACUAUGACUUCAAUGAAUGUCCCUGAACCUGUGAUGUCUUUGGCAGUUUCACCUAUAUCUAAAGACUCUGGAGGACAAUUUUCAAAAGCUCUGAAUCGCUUCCAAAGGGAGGAUCCUACUUUCCGUGUGGGUUUGGAUGCUGAGAGUGGCCAGACAAUUAUUUCAGGGAUGGGUGAGCUGCAUCUGGAUAUAUAUGUUGAACGUAUUAAGAGAGAGUACAAGGUGGAUGCAAAGGUAGGGAAACCUCGUGUUAACUUCAGGGAAACAAUCACCCAGCGUGCUGAAUUUGAUUAUUUGCACAAAAAGCAAUCUGGCGGUCAAGGUCAGUAUGGCCGAGUUUGUGGGUACAUUGAGCCUCUUCCAUCAGGUUCUGAUGGUAAAUUCGAAUUUGAUAACAUGAUUAUUGGACAAGCAAUUCCUUCAAACUUUAUACCAGCAAUAGAGAAGGGUUUUAGGGAAGCUUGCAAUUCGGGUUCAUUGAUUGGUCAUCCUGUUGAAAAUUUAAGAAUUGUACUGACUGAUGGGGCUUCACAUCAGGUGGAUUCCAGCGAACUUGCUUUUAAGCUAGCUGCUAUCUAUGCUCUUCGACAGUGUUACACUUCUGCCAAACCUGUAAUAUUAGAACCUGUGAUGAAGGUGGAACUCAAAUUUCCAACGGAGUUCCAGGGCACAGUAACUGGUGAUAUGAACAAGAGAAAAGGGAUCAUUGUUGGAAACGAGCAGGAAGGUGACGACACCAUUGUAGUUUGCCAUGUUCCGCUAAACAAUAUGUUUGGAUAUGCAACAGCUAUUCGAUCAGUGACUCAGGGGAAAGGUGAAUUUACAAUGGAGUACCUGGAGCAUAAUGUUGUGUCGCAGGAUGUGCAGAUGCAAUUAGUGAAUUCAUACAAGGCGGCCAAGGGCACAGAGUGA
Molecule: messenger RNA, 2277 nt
Organism: Miscanthus lutarioriparius
Lineage: Eukaryota; Viridiplantae; Streptophyta; Magnoliopsida; Poales; Poaceae
Source: the annotation of a GenBank genome assembly